AUGGAAGAAUUACUAAUAAAAAAACCAAAAACCAAAUCUAUCUAUCUUUGCCUGUUUAUAUCUAUCUAUCUAUCUAUUUAUCUCAUCCUCUUCAUAUCUAUCUAUCUAUCUAUCUAUCUAUCUAUCUCAGAUCAACUUACCUAUUAUCCAAGCAAAGUGCCCGAAGCGCUAUCUAACAACAAAAAAGAGAUUGACAUUUUAAUCUAUCUAUCUAUCUAUCUAUCUAUCUAUCUAUCUAUCUAUCUCCGUCUGUUCACUAUCUAUCUAUCUCCGUCUGUUCCCUAUCUAUCUAUCUAUAUCUCUAUCUGUUCCUAUCUAUCUAUCUAUCUAUUCACUAUCUAUCUAUCUAUCUAUCUAUCUAUCUAUCUAUCUAUCUAUCUAUCUAUCAAAAUCGAUCGCCGUCAGUGGUCUUUCUUGGGCAAGAUAGCCGUCAGUGGUCUUUCUUGGGCAAGACAGUCGUCAGUGGCCUUUCUUGGGCAAGAUAGCCGUCAGUGGUCUUUCUUGGGCAAGAUCGCCGUCAGUGGUCUUUCUUGGGCAAGACAGCCGUCAGUGGCCUUUCUUGGGCAAGAUAGCCGUCAGUGGUCUUUGUUGGGCAAGACAGCCCCUAUUUAUAUCUAUCUAUCUAUUCAUCUAUCUAUCUAUCUAUCUAUCUAUCUAUCUCAUCCUAUUCAUAUCUAUCUCAGCCUAUUCAUCUAUCUAUCUCAUAUAUUCAUAUAUAUCUAUCUAUCUAUCUAUCUAUCUAUCUAUCUAUAUAUAUAUAUAUAUAUCAGCCUAUAUCUAUCAUCUAUCUAUAUAUAUAUAUAUAUCAGCCUAUAUCUAUCUAUCUAUCUAUCUAUCUAUCUAUCUAUCUAUCUAUCUAUCUAUCUAUCUAUCUAUCUAUCUCAGCCUAUUCAUAUCUAUCUCAGAAUAUUCAUGUUUAUCUACCUCAGCCGAUUCUAUCUAUCUAUCUAUCUAUCUAUCUAUCUAUCUAUCUAUCUAUCUCAGCUGAUUCAUAUCUAUCUCAGCCGAUUCAUAUCUAUCUAUCUAUCUAUCUAUCUAUCUAUCUAUCUAUAUAUAUAUAUAUAUAUAUAUAUAUAUAUAUAUAUAUAUCAGCCUAUUUAUAUCUAUCUAUCUAUCUAUCUAUCUAUCUAUCUAUCUAUCUAUCUAUCUAUCAAAGCUGGCGUCAUAAAGAAUCAACGUAGAACAGGAAAACCUCUUCCUUAA
Messenger RNA from Acanthosepion pharaonis, 1203 nucleotides. NCBI's taxonomy places the organism in Eukaryota, Metazoa, Mollusca, Cephalopoda, Sepiida, Sepiidae. The record is from the annotation of a GenBank genome assembly.